AUGCCUAAAUCUCGAUCAAAAAUAAAGAAAACAAUUAUUGCUCCUCAUACUGCUAUUAUUGGUAUAGGUGAUGAACUUGAUUUAUCAAUAUGUUGUUCAAAUCGAAAUUGUCCAUCACAUUGGCAUGAUCGUUUAACUGAAAAACUUAAAAAUCUUCAACAAUCAAAAUCGAAACUAUCUUCUUCUUCUUCAUCGACUAUACCAUUAAUUAAAACAAAAACUCAAUAUAAAUUAUCUUAUCCAGAUAUAUUAUCAAAAUUAUUUCAAAUCAGUCAAAUAGAUGAAAAUAAUCAUGAUGAAAUUUAUUCAACACCAAUUAUAAAAUCAAUUAUACUUAAUAAAUAUGAUACAUUUGUUAAAAAAAUAUCGAAAACAUUAAAUGAUUCAACAUAUAGUUUUAUUCAAAAUAAUCUAAAUUUACAAAUGAAAUAUCGAUUAAUUCCAUUAAUUGCUGAUAUUUUUUCUGAUCAGAUGGAUCGUAUGGAAACAUCUACGCAAUUAAAAAUCAAUCUACUUCGUAUAAAUCAUGUACAUUUGAAUUCCUAUUUACGACUUAAAAUUAUUUCUACACCAAUAUGGAAUCGAUAUGUUGUACAUGUUAUUGUACAAGAUGAAAACUCUCAUUGUCUACGUUUAUCAAUUUAUAAUUGGUCAUAUGUUAUUGACACAAGACAAACAAAAACUUCAACUUAUAUUCAAGAACGUUUAACAAGUUUAUUAUCAAUAAAUUCAACUAUAAUUUUAUUAGAUCCAUGGUUAAAAACAUGUCAUGAUAGUGAUAUUGCAUUACGUUGUGAAUCACCCAAUACACAUUUAUUAAUGAUUGAUUAUCAAGAACGAUGUUCAAUGAGUAGUAAAACAAAUGUUGAACAAUUAAGACAAUUGGGAAAUACUUGUUAUCAAGUUGAUGAUAAUCUUAGUGCAAUUGAAUAUUAUACAUUUGGUUUAAAACAACUCGAUGAUGAACAAGAAAAAGAAUUAACAUCAAAAGGACAGUCAAUUGGUCCAAAAACUGAUGAACGUGAACAACAUCGUAUUCGUCUUUUAUCUAAUCGAUGUGCUUGUUAUUUACGUGAACGUCAUGCUGCGUUAGCUUUAGCAGAUACUGGUAUACUUCUUGCAUUUAAUGAAUUAACUCAUAUACUCGAGUCACCAAAAGCAACUACAAGCAAACUUUUAUUUCGUUGUUUAAGUGCUCAUCUAUAUUUAGGUUUAUUUGAUAAAGUUGAAGGUUUAUUAAAAUCACAUAAAUUUGGUGUUGGCUUAACUGGUGGAGAAAAUCCAGCAUCAAUGGCUAUACUUGAAAGAGAAUUAAUACGAUUAAGAGAUGAAGGUACAAAAGGACGAUAUGAUCUUCAAGGAAUGUUAAAUAAACAAAUAAAUAAUAAAUCACAUAUGAUGUUUAUUGAUUUACCUCAUCAUCAUGCGGAAUGUCAAAGAAAUGAUUUAUUUGAAGUUCGACUUUGUCAAGCAGAUGAAUUAAUUAAAAAUGGGUAUCCAAAUGGUUCACAUGGUGUGUAUGCAUUGAAAAAUCUUGAUGUAGGUACAUUACUAGUAGUUGAACAACCAUUUGCAAGUAUUGAUAAUCGAGUUAUUGGUGAAAAAUAUUGUCAUUCAAUAAAUCAUUGGGAAAUAAAUUCAAAAAUUGAAUAUUGUUCAAAUGAUACAUUACGUUUAUUGAAUGAAAUUGAAAAACAAUUAUUAAUUGGUAAUGGUACAUGGACAACAUUUGAUAAAAUUAAAUUAAUGCAACCUAUUCGACAAUGGUUAGCAGAAAAUAUGCAAGAAGAUACAAAUCAACAACAAGAAAAUAAUGAUUUAACAUCAAAUUUACCAGAAAAUUAUGAAAAAAUUUUAUCAGAAAAAAAACAAUGGAGAAAACCGUUUUCAAAAAGAUUACCACCACCAUUACCCUACAUUCCAUGGCGCAUUCUAUUUGAAACUCAACAAGAAAAUCCAUAUAAAUCUCAAACAACUCAUGCAUGGUAUCCAUUAGGUUCAAUGUUUAAUCAUUCUUGUUUACCUAAUUGUAUAUGGUAUUUAAUUGGUGAUUAUUUAUUUAUUUAUGUUUGUUCAACAAAUAUUCGACAAGGUGAUGAAUUAACUAUAUCUUAUUGUCCAUUAUGGAUAUCAUCAAUAAAUGAACGUACAAAUUAUCUUCGUCAAUAUAAUAUACAAUCAUGUCAAUGUUCACUGUGCUUAUAUGAUCGAUCACAUAUAAAUGAAUAUGAGAAUGAUUUAAAAAAGUUUUCUAAUAUUCGUGCAUUAGCACGACAAAAGAAUCUAACUAAUUUAAAUCGUUUAAUUUAUUUACAACAAUUAAUAUGUCAUUAUGAAUAUUUAAUAAAUAAAUAUGCAGAACGAUCAAUUAGUUUUAUAAACGAAUUUAUUGAUUUAGAAUAUAUUUCAUAUUAUUUUCAACAAGAUAAUAUUGAAAAUGAAAUAAAAGAAUUUUUAAAUAUUCGUAAAAAUUCAUUUCUUCAACGUUUAUCACAAAUUUGUCGAGUUGCACUACCAAAUAUAUCAAAUCCAAUUUUAUUAUUUGGUAGACAAACACAAUUACUUAUUGAUCAUCUUGAACAUUGUUCUGCAGUAGAUUUAAAACAAUGGAAUGCUUUACUUGAAUAUCUUUAUGAAAUUUAUACAUUUAAAUGUCAUUCAUCAUCGAAUAAUAUGCAAAAAACUUUAAUAAAAGAUUAUAAAGAAUUCUUUAAUAAUCUUAUUCAAACACAAACAUUUUUUCAACAUCCAUUUAAAAACUUUAAUUAA
This is a messenger RNA of Adineta steineri, 2769 nucleotides long. The record is from the annotation of a GenBank genome assembly. Lineage: Eukaryota; Metazoa; Rotifera; Eurotatoria; Adinetida; Adinetidae.